CUAAUGGAAAUAGACGAAUUGGAAUACAAUGAAAGUGAAUUUAAAUGUCUCAAUUGCAGAACAAUUUUCGGGUCGAUUUCAGAAAUCGAAAAUCAUUUGAAGACAUGCAUAGAAGAACCGAAAUUUGAAUGCGACGAAUGCGGCCGGGAAUUCGAAAGACAAUGCAGUCUUACGUUUCAUAAACGACUGCGACAUACAGACCGUGCGUAUCUUCAAUGUAGAAAGUGUAAUUGGAAAGCUAAAAGUGAAGGUGAGCUCAGAACACAUUGUAAGAAAGAACAUAGGAUAUUGAAACCUUUCUUUUGCGAUUUUUCGGGAUGCAAGUAUGCAGCUCGCAAAUACGAAUUCGUUCUCAGACACAAAAAAAUUCAUAACGAAUUGUUCGAAUGCAUGUGUGAAAACUGUGGUCGUGCAUUUGCUCAGCCUUCGGGGCUAAUAAGUCAUCGACGCGCGUGUUAUAAGAGCGGGCAGUAUUUGUGCGACAUCUGUGGACGGGCGUUUAAUUUUCUAAUCAGUAUGAAAACGCAUCGACUUGCAAAACAUUUAAAAGAAAAACCGCACCGUUGUGAGAUAUGCGAUGCGCGUUUCAGCGACCCAAGGAAUCUUAAGAGGCACAAAAGAAUUCACGAAAAUUCCUUUCCGUAUUGCUGCGAAAUCUGUGGGAAAGUCUUCCGCCAUUCUAACACUAUGAAAGACCACAUGGUGAAACACAUUGGU
Molecule: messenger RNA, 717 nt
Organism: Lottia gigantea (owl limpet)
Lineage: Eukaryota; Metazoa; Mollusca; Gastropoda; Lottiidae
Exons: 1
Biological process (GO): regulation of transcription by RNA polymerase II
Molecular function (GO): RNA polymerase II cis-regulatory region sequence-specific DNA binding; DNA-binding transcription factor activity
Source: RefSeq, a predicted model, not a curated record